Trypanosoma brucei brucei TREU927 is the source of this 1311-nucleotide messenger RNA. RefSeq lists its product as hypothetical. The transcript has a single exon. Lineage: Eukaryota; Euglenozoa; Kinetoplastea; Trypanosomatida; Trypanosomatidae. The coding region runs from base 1 to 1311 and encodes 436 amino acids. The record is from RefSeq and is a predicted model, not a curated record.
AUGUGUUCCAACCCCGGGGGAAUUAGUUGCGCAUUGUUCACGUGCAUUACGAGUUACAUUGCGCAACAACCACAUGAAAACACACCGUGGGUCUGGUACGCGACGCACCCGCGGUCUGCGCUUGCGAUGAUUGCAACACCGUCGAAGCAGCAGCGAUACGUGUAUCAGCGACUCCCAUCAGUGGAUAGUGAUGGGAAAAUGACAGUUAGGGCGAACAUUUCUCUCCAUGGUGUGAAACUGAAUGGAAGUACCGUCCGCGUGCCGUUGCUGGCGGCGGCAGCGCAUGUGAAGUUAGCUGCAGCACUAGGCAAGUGUCCUGUCCGUGCGAUAUUUGACUCCAAUUGCGUUAAAGCAUUGGGUGAUUUCUUUAACUCCCUUCAACGUGCCUCAGGUGGUUGCCUGGUAGUGGAGUUGCUCCGGCUUCAGACCACUGAAUUCGGUGCUCUGUUGGAACGCCAUCGGCUGCGACCAGCUCAAGUACUUGAUAUCCUUCGGACGGUGGUAUGUCUUGUGCUGGAGGGGGCUUGCGAAGUGGACCUCACACCCAUGAUUGUACAUGAGUUGACUAAAUUGCAGUCCCUUCAUGUCUCAGGUGGAAAUUUAUCCUCGCUCUCUGCCCUCCGGGGUUCGAAGACACUGUUGGACAUCGAUGUAAGUGGUGUGUCCAUCACGCACCGCGACGUUAAUUUAUUGGGUCAAAUGGCACAACUGCGCAGCUUAGUCGUUGAUGGUUGCACGGGCGUCAUAAGCCUUACACCAUUUACCGGUCAUCCCUCGUUGCGUCACCUUUCGGCGGCAGGGUGUCCGAAUCUUCGUCAGGUGGGAUCACUCGGUACAAUUCCAACCUUGGAAUACGCAAAUAUAUCCAGUACUGCUGUUUCUUCCGAGGACCUUCGACGGGGUCUUAAGGGUUUUAUGGGAAUUCGUGGGCUUGUUCUCGAUCAGCUGAGCUUUGGUGAAGUGGAAGGGACAAUUAGGACUCACAGGACUCACUGGAAGGUACAACGCCUCUCGCUAAAAGAUGUGAGGUGUCCCAGGUACACGUGGGUAGCAACCGCAAUAUGCCUUGGCGAUUUGUACUUGGAUGGCACGCGCCUCAUUGAAAGAGAGUUGUCGCUGCUAUGCUCAUCGCUCAUAUAUCUGGAAAGGAUUUCCAUUGCGAGAUGCAUGUGGCUCGUGACGUCCCUCAGAAGCCUUUUGGCUUUGAAACACAUCCGCGAGGUGACCGUCUCCCGCCGCAGUUUGCUGGAGGAGAAUGGCGUGGCAGAGUUGUGCGGAAGGGGGGUACGUUGCCACAUUUGCUCCAUGUAA